UUUAGAUUACAGCAACGUUGAAAGGUUAAAAAUGGAUAGCUAGCUGCCAAAUUAUUAUUAAUAGAGUCCGUUUUCUUUACGUAUUUACAUGCUAGAGCAAUAUCAGUCAGAUUAUAAUUGCCUGUCUCAUGACUGUCUGCACGUGUCGGCAUGGACAACCGUUGUUAUUGCUGUGCAUCAAAGUUCAGUCUCUUCAAGAAGGAGCUGGGCUGUAAGGGCUGCGGCCGCUCCUUCUGCUCCAGCUGUUUGACUUUCAGUGCUGUGGUGCCUCGCUGUGGCAACACCCAGCAGAAGGUCUGCAAACAGUGCCAUGGUAAUCUGACAAGUGGAGAAUCUUCAAACAGUGCUGGAAGAUGGUCUCCCCCUGAAAAUUACAAAAAACGAGUCGCUGCAUUUGAGGCCAAGCAACAGCAACAGGCGGCAAAACCUCUUCCACAAGGAAACAAUAGAAACAGUAAGGCAGGCCAUCUACCAACCAAAGGCCUGAGUAAAGAAGAUCAGGCUAUCACUGAGAGACUUCAAAAGCUGAAGGAGGACACCACACCAAAGUCCGUCCCCUCCGAAAAAGAGCUUGAGACUCGCCUUGCUGCUCUGAAAGCUCCCAGCCAGCCAGUGCCUUCUGCAGCAGAGAUGGAGGACCGCCUGGCAGCUCUACGGGGUCAGAAUCCACCAUCUCAAGCUCCUCCACCUGUACACCGGCCUCCUGAUAACCGCACUCAGACAGAACAAGCCAAUGAUCUGAUUACUCAGAUGACAGAGGAAGUUGCCAUAGACGACCAGCAAUCAAAUCCUGAAUGCAGUGCAGAUAGCGCUAUGAAUGAUCUCAACAAGGGCGAGGGAGGGGCAUGGGAUGAGAAUUUGGAGGAGAACCAGGAAGUGGACAAGCAGCUGGAGGCUGAGAAGGCCCGUGUCCUGGAGGAGGCUAUGGAGGAGCUGAGGAAGGAGCACCAUACUCAAGAUCAGAUCCUCCAAAUGGCCAAGAGGAUGGCGCGGCUGAAGGGGCAGGACCCAGACAAAGUUACUAUGGAGGACUUUCAGCACCCUGACAGUGAAGAGGAGACUGAGGAAGAGGCUGUGAUGAGAGUGCUAAAACAGCUCUCUGAAGAAGCUGCAUUGGAUGAGGCCAGUGGCUACAACAUACCUUUAGAACAAAGUGGACCAAAGAACACAGAAAAGAAAAAAGCUUCAAAGAAACUGACCCAGGCUCCAGCCCCCAAGAGUAGGAUUUCACCCGCUGCUGUCGCACAUCAGCCAUCAGACAGUGACGAGGAGGAGCUACCAUGGUGCUGCAUCUGUAACCACAACGCCACCCUUCGCUGUCAUACUUGUGAUGGAGACCUAUACUGCAACCGCUGCUUCAGGGAAGGCCAUGAUAAAUAUGACAGGAAGGAGCAUCGCACCAGUAACUACACCGCGCCGAAGAAGAAGAGGAAGACAUGAUAGGGAGACAGUGCAGCAGGUGUUUGCCUUAUCAGGCUCUGGUCAGUCAUCACUGUUAGACUUGUGCUUUAGACUUAAGUGACCUAUUAAUUGUUACACAAACAGUGUCUCACAGGAUUGAACACUACUCAUCAUCUAAAACAAGCCAUGACACAUUAUUUUAACACCAGUUUAUUAGGGCUGUGCCGAAUGUAAUUUCUAAAAUUUACAUUCAAAGCUUGGAAAGCUUGGGAAUUGACCUUUGGACUCUGCAACACUCUGGAGUUACUGGAAAAUUUUGGAUCACACAAGUUGGAAACCUUGUGUGCAGCCACCGCUAGAAGCUAAUCUUACAGACGUAAUAUAAGUGUAGCCUCAUCUUUAUCCACAACUGUGCAAGAAUACCGCAUUUAAAUGGAAUGAAUAGACAUGCAGAAAAAAAAUGGCUGUGCACUAUUCAAAUGCUGACUAAGAAUUCAAAUUUCAACAAUAUGAAUGAAGCUUCGAACUAUUCGGUGCAGCUCUAAUACUUAUCCAGUACGCCCAAAGUGGCUUUACACAUGCAUCUGUGUAGACCACAGGAGGAGCAGCAUCUGCUUUCUGUAAUAGCUAACAGAGAUCUAGAUUAACUAAACAAAUAAAAUAUAAUAGCAGAUUUAUGGCAAAGCUAAGAGAAGACAUAGACAUACACUCUAAUGUAAAUGUAAUGCAAUAUGUAUGAUAUGAAAACUCCUAACUUACCUUCUGAAUGACCCUGUUGGGGAUCAAUAAUUAGCUUUUAGGUAAGUGAAUCUUGCAGAUGCUGCUUGACAUUGUUAGUAUUUUAGCAAAACUGCAGUGCUUCUGCAUACAAAAAAGUUUUAAAGUGUCGAACUGAAUAAGAAGCUUGAAGUGUUUUUCUUAUGUCAGUCGUCCUACUUCCGAAAGGCAACAAAGGCUCAUUUUAGAUGCACUUUGCACUUCUCACCAUUUGAUUAUUUAAAAAAAAAAAUGACAGUACAGACAGAAAGCAGCCAUAUCGUGAGCUCAUCUGGGAAGAUGUACAAUCCCAGACUACUGUCAGCUCUGGACUGAGGAAGUACAGAGGAGUCAGUAUAAAAGGAUUACUGAGGGCUUUGUUUGCUUUUGGCAGGCGCUGCAGUCACUCUUGUAAUCUAUGUUUGGCUGCAAGUGUGACAUGAGCGUUGCCUUUCUUGUCCUUGUGUGUAAUUCUAUUAUAAAGGAUGCAAAAGUGUGAGGCGCUGUGUCACUUCAUCUCUUUAGGUAUAUUUUUAACACUGAAGCCUUUUUUUUUCAACCACUGAUAUCAUCACUUGAUAAAAUUGUCCUAGGUUGGCAGGCCUUGUCAGAAGUGUAUUCUUAACAGUAUGGAUGGCCUCUGUGUCAGAGAGUGGAAGUGGGGGGACGAACCAAGCAAAUUACUAUAAUGGAGCCCUCAGCCGAAAGACCCUCCGUGUAUGACAGAGAGAAGGCCAGAGUGCAGUUUCAUCAGUGUGCAUUACUG
Epinephelus moara (kelp grouper) is the source of this 2923-nucleotide messenger RNA. RefSeq names its product zinc finger, FYVE domain containing 19 (gene zfyve19). Bases 151 to 1440 code for a protein of 429 amino acids. The transcript is spliced from 11 exons. Gene Ontology annotation, cellular component: centrosome; cleavage furrow; midbody. The record is from RefSeq and is a predicted model, not a curated record. Gene Ontology annotation, biological process: mitotic cytokinesis checkpoint signaling; abscission. NCBI's taxonomy places the organism in Eukaryota, Metazoa, Chordata, Actinopteri, Perciformes, Serranidae. Gene Ontology annotation, molecular function: phosphatidylinositol-3-phosphate binding; metal ion binding.